Mesorhabditis spiculigera is the source of this 228-nucleotide messenger RNA. Lineage: Eukaryota; Metazoa; Nematoda; Chromadorea; Rhabditida; Rhabditidae. The record is from the annotation of a GenBank genome assembly.
AUGGACGAGUCAAUUAUUAAUAUUGUUGGUGAUCGCCUGAUCGUGAUGUACACAUUGAUCCUACUCCCUUUCGUCAGCCUUUGGAUUUUAUAUUAUCGAUUGAAAAGCUCCACAUCGUCAAAACUAUUUUCAACACAACCCGGUCUGAUGGAAGUCCCAAAUUCUAACGGCACCCGGAAGCUACGCCCAUACAACCUUGAUCUCAGCCGAAUCGGCAACCGCUUGCAA